Molecule: messenger RNA, 1933 nt
Organism: Sinocyclocheilus anshuiensis
Lineage: Eukaryota; Metazoa; Chordata; Actinopteri; Cypriniformes; Cyprinidae
Exons: 4
Coding region: 256-1686 (476 amino acids)
Source: RefSeq, a predicted model, not a curated record
ACCCUGCCGCGACUGCCUCCCUCGGACAGGACGUACUACAAUCACUUGACCCUCCCCGGGACCCAUAGAGACGGAAGCAGGUUCGAGUACCUACCAAACACGCCCAGAGACCUGGAGCACAGAGGACGACGGGCCUACAAUGACCAUGAGUUCUCCAGCGGCGUGUCUCCGGCACAGAACUGUCUGAUCGGAUGCUGCAACACCAAUCUGGAGGAACCCAGAAGUUUCCAGAGUCAGACUGAUGACGAUAACUACAUGAUGGAGAAACCCCUGGGUUACCUGCCUCUUCAUCACGAGCUGGACAGCGGGCUCGGCUGGACGGACGGUAGCUUCCACCAGGGGGAGCUGUCGGGGGUGGAGACGGAGGAGGGGCUUGAGGAGCGCCACGGCGGGUCGCCGUCGUCUGAGUCAUUCAUCUCGUCUGAACUGAGCGACUCGGGUUUUUACAGCGUCAGCACCGGCGAGUUCCUGCGCUUCCAGCGUCUGCUGGAGAAACGCAUGCGCCAUUACAACGCCCGCAUGCACCACCAGGGGGAGCCGUGCUCGCGCGAGCGGCACGACAGCCAGAUAAAACACCCCCUAGAGGCCAUCCCAGAAACGCUGACGGUGCAGCCUCAAAACGUCUGCACGCCCAUCCAGGGAUCACGCGGUUUGUCGCGCGUUUCGUCCGUGCAGUACCGCAAGGCGGAGCGUCCAUGUUUGAACAGGCACAGCUCCAGCAGCGGCUCGCUGUUCAAUCCCGCGCCUCAUCCGAGUUCUGCGGGAAUGCUGAGAAGAAGCAGGACGCUGCAUCACCGCCCCGCGCCAAUGGAGUACCGCAGACGGGCGAGUCACCCGGCCUCACCCAACUAUUGCAGGGCCACGCUGCAUCCCUGCGUCCACAGAGUUGACCUGCCCAUGAAUCUCCCUGAGGAGCCGGACUUGGCACUUAUGCACGCCAUUGCACACCCUGUUGUACACCCCACUGCACUCCCUACACAGACUCUACACGCAAUGAGUCAACCGUCCCUGAUCUCUCCAGUUGACGAACACUGCUGCACGCCUCUGGAUCUUCACGCCAACGGCAGGAUCCGAGCAUCCACCGAACCGCAGCUCCAGAGGAGCUUUGUGACCCAACAGACGCCCAACAACAGGUUCCACACUCUAAGUCACACUCCCAGUCAGGACAACGAAACUUGGCCGAAACCCGCCAACCGCGCGGGAUCCGUUGGUGGACUCUACAGCACCUUGGAGGGCCACACGCCCACUAGGAAACCACCCGGCGGGAAUUUGCGCGCUUUGCGAAACCAGAUGCUGCGGGAUCGAGCGUCAAGGUUGGCGGACGAACGUAGCGGCAUGAGCACGGACGAAGAGAGUCACAGCGAGGUUCGCAUGGGUCGCUACUGGAGCCGCACCGAGCGCCGCGAACACAUGCUGCAGAAACAGCGACAGGCCAGAAACAAUGGCGGCUGCGGCAUAGCUGCGUCAGGAUUGGUGCAUAGCGGCGGAGUCGUGGGAGGAGCUAACAGAGAGAGUUGUAGUACCGUUCUGGAGCUGAGCCAGAGGAAACUAAGUCACCUGAGGAACCGGAAGCUGCUGGACGAUUGGACCACCGUAGACGAACUCCUGACGCACGGAACGCGCCUGGGCCCCAGUGGAGACACCCGGCAGCUGCCUACGUCAUUGCUCACCGUCACAACUGUAUAGCGACACCCACCGAGCGAGUGUUCAGAUUGACUUGUGUGUGUGUGUGUGUGUGUGUUGGACCAGCCGCACUACACAAAGCUACCUCCUGACAUUGAGGUUUACUGUAGAUACAGACGUUUCCGAACACCGUAGUACAUUGAUUUUUAAAUGUUAUAUUUGCAGUAUCUUGUUUUGCAUUGUGUUGUGAAGAGAUGUUUUAUUAGGGAGCGAAUUCACUGCAGUUUGAUUCAACCGCAUGAAGCAAUAC